UCAGAGCCCGGCCAACAGAAGUUACCAGUUCCAUCGAGCGGAAAAGGAACGUCUCCAGAGCUUCAGCCUGCGUGUCGUGCGGAGAUAGAAGUAUCGUCUUCAAAUGCGAGCGUCGCACACAUUACCAGUGCGCGACAAGCAGCAUGAGCAACGCAGAGAGCGCUACCAAACCGCUCCAGAGGACAGGGCACGUCGCCACUUCGUACAAGAACGGCGUGCUCGUCUGGGGAGGUUACCGGGUAGGUUCGUCAGAGGAGGACCAUUUGCGACGCCGGCGAUUCCCGCAGCAGGCGGCGGAGACGGAGCGAUCGACGAGGUACCUGCCCGGCAAUGAGCUCUGGUUCUACGAUACUUUCCUCGAGAGAUGGACCCUACGCACCCUGACUGGUGAUGUCCCACCAGGCACGUCGGGUGCGGUGGCCCGAGUGCUGGGGGACACGAUGUACCUGUUUGGUGGAUUCCACGCCGACCGCAACACCAACCAGCUGUACCGACUCGACCUGAUCACGCUCGCGUGGGAGCUGGUGGACGCGCAGGGAAACCUUCCGAUCCCUUGUGACAAGACAGCUGGUUGGACGCACCAGGACUGUCUGUACGUGUUUGGUGGGUUUGGCAUGGCGCCACGUGCGGGAGUGCAACGGCCGCUGGACUUUGCCUACGUCCAUGACAUGCAAGCACCUUGGAGGGGAUGGACCAACCAGUUGGUGGUGUUCAACACCCACACCAACACUUGGAACUGGCCCAUGUACAAGGGCCGAGCACCGGUGGCCCGAGCAGCUCAUGCGGCUGCGCAAAUUGACAACCUGGUCUUCGUCUUUGGUGGUCGGCACCAGCAGAGUAGGCUUAACGACAUCCACCGGCUGGACCUUGAUGCUAUGCAGUGGAGCGGCAUGUUGGACACCAUUGGUGAGAAGCCGCGUGGUCGGUCAUGGCACAGUUUCACGGCCCUUCCUCCAUUCCGCAUCGUCCUCUAUGGAGGGUUCAGCCAAACGGAGGAACCACUUUCUGACUGCUGGCUAUUUGUGGUUCCUGCCCUGACUUGGGUCCGCGUGGAGUUGCAACUUCCUCCACGGCUCUGGCACUCGGCCUGCCUCAGCUGCGAGAAUGAGGUCAUCGUGUUUGGUGGCUGUGCGGGGAACAUCUUUCAGCGUGGCGGCAUCCAUGCGGAAGACACGAUCAUCACGCUGUCCUUUUCGCCAAGAAGUCUCUAUCGGAUCUGCCUGGAACAAGUUCUACGACUCAGGCAUCUUCUCCAGUCACAGUGGCCGAUGCUGCCUCCGUCUGUCCGAGACACGCUGUACCUCAUGCACGGGAACACACAGGGCUCCAGGCUUGAUGGAUCAUGAACAACGAGACCCACCCUUGCUCACAUGAAUGAUGAUGCAAUAUGAACUUGUAUAUAAAAUUGACAGAAAGAGCUCUAAUUUAUAAGGCAGAGUAAAAAAGAAAUUCCAUCAAC
Messenger RNA from Dermacentor silvarum, 1459 nucleotides. RefSeq names its product kelch domain-containing protein 2. Bases 144 to 1346 code for a protein of 400 amino acids. Gene Ontology annotation, molecular function: protein binding. The record is from RefSeq and is a predicted model, not a curated record. NCBI's taxonomy places the organism in Eukaryota, Metazoa, Arthropoda, Arachnida, Ixodida, Ixodidae. The transcript is spliced from 10 exons.